This is a messenger RNA of Sphaeroforma arctica JP610, 168 nucleotides long. RefSeq lists its product as hypothetical. NCBI's taxonomy places the organism in Eukaryota, Ichthyosporea, Ichthyophonida. The annotation marks the transcript as partial. The record is from RefSeq and is a predicted model, not a curated record. The transcript has a single exon.
UACAAUGACCUAGCUCUGGAGGACUAUAUGCCCACAGUCACCGGCUCUCCUGUACCGCAUCAUCUGGGUGCUCGUGAUGUGGACGAGUAUUUGGACCGGUCCCGUCACAAAGUGGUGCAUAUUGUCAAACAGGCAGGCUGUCUACUGGGCUUCUCAAUUGCGGAGUAA